AUGGCGGCGAGCCAGAGAGCGCAGCUGCCGCCCUGCUAUUACGAGGGAUACCUGGAGAAAAGAGGAGCGAAAGACAAGGUUGCUCUGCGUUUGUGGACCUGUUUAUGUGGAAACACGCUGUACUUCUUCAACACCCCUAAGGACACAAGUUUUGUAGAGAAGCUGGACCUGAGUGGGUUUGUGUCUCUGAUCGAUGACCCAAGUCGUGAUCGGAAUCUGGAGGCGGCCAGACUGAACCUCCGGAUGAAGGAUGGAGAAAUCAAACUCACUGCUCCUAAUCUGGAGGCGCGUGAGCUGUGGAAAGGUUUUCUCUACUCUGUCGUAGAUCUGGCUGUGCCCACGACUCUCACCCUUCUGCCCGGGCAGCUGCACAUGCUGAAAGAAGUCGUGGAGAAAGAAAAAAUGCGUCGAAAGGCACGCCUGUCCUCCAGAGCCCCCGCGUCCCCCCUCUCACUCCCGCUGGUGGGGGAAAUACCUGCGUGUUUCAGGCCUGUGUCUCGUACUGAAGCUGAGGUGCUGUUAGAAAGACAUCCAGACUGCGGAAACAUGCUGCUCAGACCAGGCCGAGACGGAUCUUCACUCGCCGUCACCACACGACAAGACCUGAAUGGAUCAGUGUUCAGGCAUUACAGAGUGACACAGAAGCAGCAGGGUGGUUACAUCAUCGAUGUGGAAAGCCCAAUCCCUUGUCCCACACUGCAUGAUGUCAUCAAUGCACUGAUGGAGAAAACUGCCGGGACUCUUCAGCCCUUUAUAUUAGAAGAGCCUUAUGAGGAGAACAUCACGUUUGUGUCAUCCAACGAUGAGAAUGGAGAGCGAACCUUGCACUCCGCUCUCUCUGGACCUCUUUCUCGUACUCCAUCACUGCCACCUAAACAAGUAGGUGGAGACAGAUGGUCGCUGCGGUCACAGACCAGAUCUCCCAGUUCCUCACCAAGAUCCUUUUCCCCGCCUGGCUCCCCGUCCAACUCCAUGAGAAGGCUGGUUCUGUCUCCCUCACCGCUCUCUCAGAGUCUUACAGACGAGCUCAAACAGAAGCUGGAGAAGAGACGGGCCAGUCAACAGUGAUUUCCUCCCUUCGUCGUCUCAUUCUUCCAGUGCCUUCCAGUAAAGACUGAUGUCCUGUUGAACAGACGAGGACUUCCUGUAAUCGACAUUCUUCCCUCAGUGUGACUUAAACAAUGCCACUUUAUUUGGCAUAAUCAAUAACACAAGAGCUGAGGUCCACCAGCUAUCCUGCCUCAUAAUAAUGCUGUCACAGAAUGAUGCUGUUUCCGUUGAGAUUAUUGUAA
Molecule: messenger RNA, 1292 nt
Organism: Carassius carassius (crucian carp)
Lineage: Eukaryota; Metazoa; Chordata; Actinopteri; Cypriniformes; Cyprinidae
Product: signal-transducing adaptor protein 2-like
Exons: 11
Coding region: 1-1068 (355 amino acids)
Molecular function (GO): signaling adaptor activity
Source: RefSeq, a predicted model, not a curated record